AUGACGAUAACGCGCGCCGGUGUUUGGGGCGUGACCGCUUCCGUGUGGGGAAGUCAAAAGUCGGUUGCUGACGGAUCGUCUAGUCUGCUUUUUAUUAUCAGUAGACAGUCGAGUCAAGUAGACACUGGAACUGUCAGUAGUAGUUCCAGACCCAAACACUCCCUCUCUCUCUCUUUGUCUCGCAACAAUGAUGAAUGGAGAAAAGAGGUCAACAAUCUUCCCCAGUCAAUUUCUCGGCUCACCCAACCUUUUAAUAUUGAAUAUUUAUUAAAAGAAAUUGAGAUUCCCCAAUACUACCUCCGUGGACCUCAAAUGGAUGAGAUCCCCGCUGCCGUAAACAGACAGUGGAGACCGACCCAGACUGAAGGAAAAGAAGACAACCAGGCCCUGAAAAUAGAGCUAUUAUGGGGAAUAAAAGCGAGACAAAGACCCGGCAAAUUCCCUGAAAUCCCAGGAUGA
Molecule: messenger RNA, 459 nt
Organism: Aspergillus oryzae RIB40
Lineage: Eukaryota; Fungi; Ascomycota; Eurotiomycetes; Eurotiales; Aspergillaceae
Exons: 1
Coding region: 1-459 (152 amino acids)
Source: RefSeq, a predicted model, not a curated record